Alnus glutinosa is the source of this 2655-nucleotide messenger RNA. Its product is annotated as cyclic nucleotide-gated ion channel 1-like. Gene Ontology annotation, molecular function: monoatomic ion channel activity. Bases 311 to 2449 code for a protein of 712 amino acids. The transcript has 8 exons. NCBI's taxonomy places the organism in Eukaryota, Viridiplantae, Streptophyta, Magnoliopsida, Fagales, Betulaceae. The record is from RefSeq and is a predicted model, not a curated record. Gene Ontology annotation, biological process: transmembrane transport; monoatomic ion transport. Gene Ontology annotation, cellular component: membrane.
UUAUUCACAAAACUGACUCUCAGCCCGUCUCUGCCUUCACCCAAUUUCCGCGAACCUUCACUUCCUCUCUCUCUCUCUCUCUCUUUCUCGUGCUAUCUUUAUGAAGAAGCAUAAAAGUUCUCUUCAGGCAUUGAUCGGCCCGGGAGUUCUCUCUUAACGUGUACGACCUGGUUGCUUAAUCGCUCACGGUCUCCUUUUACGGGGGUUGGCAUUGAGAGCUUUGUGGUGCAUGGAGAAGUUUCUUGGGUUGACCAAUUUUUCAGAGGUUGAUUAUUCAUCUGGAUUAUCUUGUUAUCAUUAAGUUAUAGUCAUGAGCUACCAGCAAGAGAAGUUCAUGAGGUUUCAGGAUUGGAAGUCAGAGAAAAGUACUGAGGGGCAAUAUUCUGAGAAUUAUGGAAUGCAUCCAGGAAGAAUCAGAACGGCAAUAAGCUUGGUUUCAGAAAAAUUUCAAAGAGGCUUUGAAUCUAGUUCGGAGAGGAUAAAAAUGAUUAAACAAUCUUUUAAAUCCUAUUCAUUUAAGAGUUCUGCGGCUAAAGGCUGGGGUUCAAGGAAGAAAAUUCUUGAUCCACAGGGAUCAUUCCUUCAAAAGUGGAAUAAGAUAUUUGUACUCUCGUGUGUUAUUGCAGUUUCACUCGAUCCCUUGUUCUUUUAUGUCCCUGUGAUUAAUGAUCAGAAGAAAUGCAUUGAGUUGGACACGAGGAUGGAGAUCACAGCUAUUAUUUUGCGUUCUUUCACAGAUAUAUUUUAUAUACUUCAUAUUGUUUUUCAAUUUCGCACUGGUUUUAUUGCUCCCUCUUCUCGCGUAUUUGGAAGAGGUGUUUUAGUUGAAGAUGCUUGGGCAAUAGCAAAGAGAUAUCUGUCAUCAUACUUCCUGAUUGACAUCCUUGCAGUCCUUCCACUCCCACAGGUAGUAAUUUUAAUUAUCGUUCCACAUGUUGGAGGCUCAAAAUCGUUGAAUACAAAGAACUUGUUAAAAUUUGUUGUUUUCUUCCAAUAUGUACCGAGGUUUCUUCGAUUCUAUCCGUUGUAUAAGGAAGUUACAAGGACUUCUGGCAUACUCACACAAACUGCAUGGGCUGGAGCUGCAUUCAAUCUCUUUCUUUACAUGCUUGCCAGCCAUGUGCUUGGAGCCUUUUGGUACUUGUUCUCCAUAGAACGAGAAACCACAUGCUGGCAAAAUGCCUGUGGAAAUAAUACUACAUGCACCAACAGUUCUAUGUUUUGUGAUAACAUGACGAACAUGGACAUUUUUCUGAAUACUUCUUGUCCAGUACAGACACCAAAUACAACGCUAUUUGAUUUUGGAAUAUUCCUUGAUGCUCUUCAAUCUGGUGUAGUGGAGUCAACUGAUUUUCCACAGAAGUUGUUUUACUGUUUUUGGUGGGGCCUGCGAAAUCUAAGUUCUCUUGGCCAAAAUCUUGCAACAAGUACCUAUGUCUGGGAAAUCUGCUUUGCUGUUUUCAUUUCAAUUUCUGGCUUGGUAUUGUUUUCAUUUCUGAUCGGGAAUAUGCAGACAUACUUGCAAUCCACAACUACGAGAUUGGAGGAGAUGAGAGUCAAGAGGCGAGAUGCAGAACAGUGGAUGUCACACCGUUUGCUCCCUGAUGGUCUGAGAGAGCGGAUCAGGAGAUAUGAACAAUACAAAUGGCAAGAAACUAGAGGUGUUGAUGAAGAGAAUCUUCUCCGUAAUCUUCCCAAGGACCUGAGAAGGGACAUAAAGCGCCAUCUCUGUUUGGCGCUGCUCAUGAGAGUGCCAAUGUUUGAAAAGAUGGAUGAACAACUGUUGGAUGCAAUGUGUGAUCUUCUUAAGCCAGUGCUUUACACAGAGAAAAGCUGCAUUGUUCGGGAGGGAGACCCAGUUGAUGAGAUGCUCUUCAUCAUGCGAGGGAAGCUAUUGACCAUGACAACCAAUGGUGGAAGAACAGGCUUCUUCAACUCUGAAUAUCUUAAGGCCGGUGACUUCUGUGGCGAAGAACUUCUUACAUGGGCUCUGGAUCCCCACUCCUCAUCCAAUCUUCCCAUCUCAACAAGAACUGUCCAAGCCCUUACAGAAGUCGAAGCCUUUGCUCUAAAAGCGGACGACUUGAAGUUUGUAGCCUCUCAGUUUCGGCGGCUACAUAGCAAGCAACUUCGCCACACUUUCAGAUUUUACUCUCAGCAAUGGAGGACUUGGGCAGCUUGUUUCAUACAGGCAGCCUGGCGCCGCUAUAGUAAGAAGAAGCUUGAAGAGUCUCUCCGGGUGGAGGAGAAUAGGUUGCAAGAUGCGUUGGCCAAGGCUGGUGGGAGCUCACCAAGUUUAGGUGCCACCAUUUAUGCCUCAAGGUUUGCUGCUAAUGCGCUUCGCCUAUUACGGCGCAAUAGUACGCGGAAGGCAAGGGUGGCAGAUAGAAUCUCACCCAUAUUGCUUCAGAAACCAGCAGAGCCCGAUUUUACUUCUGAAGAACUAUAGGUGUACUACUUCUAGUGAUUUACAUGCUUGGUUUUGUUGUAUUAAGGGUGAAACUAGAAUUUUUCUACUUCCACACAGAGUAGUGGAAUUACAUUAUGGUAGAAAGUUGCAUUUAUUGGCCGUAUGAGGUCUGUGUAUAUUGAAAUGAUUCUUUUUUUUUCCCAGCCAUUCUGAAGUUUCAAUUUCAAACAACAUUAUGCUGCGUA